GGUCCUGAACCUGGGCCCUUCUGUCCUCUUUGGGACAGCACCCAGCCAGAGGGGCAGACCGGCCUUCUAUGACCCCCUCUCUUUCCCUGCUGCAGACAUGGGUUCCCUGUGGAGCUGGUGGGCCCUCUGGACUGGAGCAACCCUCCUGUGCGGGUUGACCCAGGGGACCUCAGUGGACUUCUUUGCAGCCUUCCUGCAGAACUACCUGCCCGGGUACCACCGGGCCUCUCUCCAACUCCUCCUCUCCAGUCUAUCAGACCGCCCCACCUCAGUCUCCAUUCACUGCCACGCAGAUGGCACCGUGCAGAAUGUCAUAGUGAACCCUGGGCAGUCAGUCACGGUCAACAUCAGUUCCAAGGCCGAGAUGGUCGGCAGUAAGGUCUUCCAAAACUCGGUGAUGAUCUCCUCUGACCACAACAUCUCUGUGCAGGCUGUAAACACAAAGCCCGAUACAGCAGAGCUGACGCUGCUGUGGCCUGUCCAUGCUCUGGGCACUGAGUAUUUUGUGCUCACACCUUCCAGCAUCUCAUCCAAGAACCUCAAGGAGUUUGCCGUGGUGGUUGGGGCGGCGGGGGCUUCAGUCACUAUUCAGCUGAAGGGAUCAGCGACAUUCCAGGGCAAGUUCUACCCAGCGGGCAGUGUCCUAAGCUUGACCCUGAAGCCCUACGAGGUGGUCCAGGUACAGAGCACAGCGGAACUCUCGGGGUCAAAGAUCACAGCCAGCAGCCCCGUGGCUGUGUUCUCAGGCCACAGCUGCGCCCAGAAACACACUAACUGCAACCAUGUGGUGGAGCAGCUGCUGCCCACGUCUGCCUGGGGCACCCGCUACGUGGUGCCCUCUCUGUCCUCCCAGUCCCGCUACGAUCUGGUCUAUGUCGUGGCCAGCCAGACCACGAAGCUGACCUACAAUCAGGGGGGCACCACGGGCUCCCGUGGGCUCCAGGCGGGCGAUGUGGCCGAGUUUGAGACCCGGCCAAACCUGCCCCUCUACCUGUCGGCGAAUGUGGGCAUCCAGGUCCUGCAGUUUGGCACAGGCGCCACCAGGGAUGGAAUAACCUAUGACCCCCACCUGGCCUUGGUGCCAGAUGUGGCAGCCUACUGCCCAGCCUAUGUGGUGAAGACUGUGCCAGGCACGAAGGGUUUGGCUCUGGUGAUGGCACAGACAAAGGCGGUUAACGAGCUGACCAUGGAUGGGCACGGGAUGGGGGCCGAUGUCUCCUGGACAGCCGUGCCUGGCAGUGAGUUCUCAUAUGCCGAAGUGGACCUUGGCCCUACUGACAAGAUCCACAUGCUUGAGGCCACUACCAACUUCGGGCUGCUCACCUUCGGGCUGCUCCAGGCCGUAAGCUAUGGGACAGCAGGUGCCUGCGGCCGAACCGUGCCAUCCCAGGAGAAGCCCACCUGCCAAGACCUGCAGUGUACUUUCCAGCAGCAAUGCCAGGUGGUGGAUGAGCAGGCCAAGUGCGUGGAGAUGCCCGUGGCCACCUGCCGCGCCCAAGGUGACCCCCACUACACCACCUUUGACGGCCGUCGCUAUGACAUGAUGGGCACGUGCUUGUAUACAAUGGUGGAGCUGUGCAGCGAGGACGAGACCCUGCCUGCUUUCAGCGUGGAAGCCAAGAAUGAGCACCGGGGCAGUCGCCGGGUCUCCUAUGUGGGCUUGGUCAACGUGAGGGCCUAUAGCCACGUGAUAUCUCUGGUCCGUGGGGAAGUUGGCUUAGCUCGGAUUGACAACCAGCGCUCCCGCCUGCCCGCCUCCCUGGCCGAGGGUCGCCUGCGGGUGUACCAGAGUGGAACACGGGCCGUGGUGGAGCUGGAUUUCGGGCUGGUGGUCACCUACGACUGGGACUGCCAGCUGGCCGUGAGCCUGCCAGUGCGCUUCCAAGACCAGGUGUGCGGACUGUGCGGCAACUAUAACAAUGACCCCGCCGAUGACUUCCUCACCGCUGACUUGGAGCUGGCACCUAACCCCGUGGAGUUUGCCAAUAGCUGGAAGCUGGAUGAUGGGGAUGACCUGUGUGACGAUGGCUGCCAGAACGACUGUCCCUCCUGCACCCCAGGCCAGGCCCAGCAUUACGAAGGCAACCGUCUCUGUGGCAUGCUGACCCAGCCCGAUGGCCCCUUUGCUGCCUGCCACAGCGCCCUGCCCCCGAGGCCUUUCCUGGAGGAGUGUGUGUACGACCUGUGUGUGUUCAAUGGGGACCGGGCCAGCUUGUGCCGGAGCCUCAGCGCCUACGCCCAGGCCUGUCUGGGGCUUGGCAUCUCUGUCGGGAACUGGAGGCCACUAGCCAACUGUCCCCUGUCCUGCCCAGCCAACAGCCGUUAUGAGCACUGCGGCCCCGCCUGCCCCGCCACCUGCAACUCCCAGGCAGCGCCUGCCAACUGCUCCGGGCUCCCGUGCGUGGAGGGCUGCGUGUGCCUCCCAGGCUUCGUGUCCAGCGGUGGCUCCUGCGUGAAGGCCUCGUCCUGCGGCUGCACCUUCCAAGGCCGCCCGCUUGCUCCGGACCAGCAGGUGUGGGAGGACGAGCAGUGCAGGCGGCUCUGCACCUGCAACGGUGCCACCGGGCAGGUGAGCUGCAAGGACACACAGGGCUGCCCAACUGGUGAGCGCUGCCGCGUCCAGAACGGCCUCCUGGGUUGCUACCCCGACCGCUUUGGGAGCUGCCAGGCAUCCGGAGACCCGCACUAUGUGAGCUUUGAUGGCCGGCGCUUCGACUUCAUGGGCACCUGCACGUACCUGCUGGUGGGAUCGUGUGGCCAGGCUGCAGCGCUGCCCACCUUUCGGGUGCUGGUGGAAAACGAGCACCGGGGCAGCCAGACUGUGAGCUACACGCGUGCCGUACGCGUGGAGGCCCAUGGCGUGAAUGUGAUCGUGCGCCGGGAGUACCCUGGGCAAGUGCUGGUGGAUGGCAUCCUUCAUCACCUGCCCCUCCAGGCAGCCAACGGGCAGGUGCAGGUGUUCCGCCAGGGCCAAGAUGCCGUUGUGCGCACAGACUUUGGCCUCACUGUCACCUACAACUGGAAUGACCGUGUGAUUGCCAAGGUGCCCAGCAGCUAUGCUGGGGCCCUGUGUGGGCUCUGUGGGAACUUCAAUGGGAACCCCAAUGACGACCUGGCUCUGCGGGGUGGAGGUCAAGCUCCCAAUGCACUGGCCUUUGGCAAUAGCUGGCAGGAGGAGACGAGGCCAGGCUGUGGAGCAACUGAGCCAGGCGACUGUCCCAACCUGGAUUCCCUGGUGGCCCAGCAGCAGCAGAGCAAGAAGGAGUGUGGCAUCCUUGCCGACACCACGGGGCCCUUCCGGGAGUGCCACAGCAAGAUAGAUCCACAGGGCGCUCUGCGCGACUGUGUCUAUGACCGCUGCCUGCUGCCAGGCCAGUCUGCGCCAUUAUGUGAGGCACUGGCCGCCUAUGCUGCUGCAUGCCAGGCCGCUGGGGCCACUGUGCACCCCUGGAGGAGUGAGAAUCUUUGCCCUCUGAGCUGCCCUCCCAACAGCCACUAUGAGGCAUGUUCCCGUGGCUGCCCGCUGUCCUGUGGAGACCUCCCAGUGCCCGGGGGCUGUGGUUCUGACUGCCACGAAGCCUGUGUGUGCGACGAGGGCUUUGCACUCAGUGGUGAGUCCUGUGUGCCCCUGCCCUCUUGUGGCUGCACCUACCAGGGCGUCUACUACCCGCCAGGUCAGACCUUCCGCCCUGGACCUGGGUGCGAUUCCCUCUGCCAAUGCCAGGAGGGUGGCCUGGUGUCCUGUAAUCCCUCCUCCUGUGGCCCACACGAGGCUUGCCAGCCAUCUGGUGGCAUCCUGGACUGCGUGGUUGUGGGCUCAGCCACCUGCCAAGCAUCGGGAGACCCCCAUUACACCACCUUCGACGGCCGUCGCUACGACUUCAUGGGCACCUGCGUGUACGUGCUGUCUCGGACCAACGUGACCCGACCCGGGCUGCAGCAAUUUGCCGUCCUGCAGGAGAAUGCAGCCUGGGGCAAUGGGAGAGUCAGUGUGACUAGGGUGAUCACCGUGCAGGUGGCUAACUUCACCCUGGUGCUGAAGCAAAAUCACUGGAAGGUCACGGUGAACGGUGUGGACAUGAGGCUUCCUGUGGUACUGGCCCAGGGCCGGAUCCGCGCCUCCCAGCAUGGCUCGGACGUCGUGAUCAACACUGACUUUGGCCUACGUGUGGCCUAUGACCUCGUGUACAAUGUGCGGGUCACAGUCCCAGGGAACUACUACCAGCAGCUGCAUGGCCUGUGUGGGAACUACAAUGGUGACUCCAAGGAUGACUUCCAGAAGCCAGACGGCUCACAGGCAGGCAGCUCUACUGACUUUGGCAACUCCUGGGAGGAGGCAGUGCCAGGCUCUCCCUGCCUGCCGCCGCCCACCUGCAAGCCCGGCGAAGAUUGCAACUCGAGCCCUGAGUGUCCACCUGAGCUGCAGGAGAAGUACAAGCAGGAGAAGUUCUGUGGGCUCCUCACCAGCCCCAAUGGGCCUCUGGCUGCCUGCCACAAGCUGGUUGAUCCCCAAGGUCCCUUAAAAGAUUGUAUCUUUGAUCUUUGCCUGGGUGGUGGGAAUGAGAGCAUUCUCUGCAGCAACAUCCAUGCCUACGUGAGUGCUUGCCAGGCGGCUGGAGGCGAUAUUGAACCCUGGAGGACCGAAUCAUUCUGUCCGAUGGAGUGCCCCCCCAACAGCCACUACGAGGUCUGUGCAGACACCUGCUCCCUGGGCUGCUCCGCACUCAGCGCACCCCCGCAGUGCCCAGAGAGCUGUGCCGAGGGCUGCCAGUGUGACCCCGGCUUCCUCAAUGAUGGCCUGGCCUGCGUGCCCAUCCAGCAAUGUGGCUGCUACCACAACGGUAUCUACUAUGAGCCGAACCAGACGAUACUCACUGACAACUGCCAGCAGCAGUGUGUGUGCCAUGCCGGACAAGGCGUGGUGUGCCAGGCCCACAGCUGCAAGCCAGGACAGGUGUGCGAGCCCUCGGGAGGCAUCCUGAGCUGCGUCACCAAAGACCCAUGCCAUGGUGUGACGUGUCGGCCACAGGAGACGUGCCAGGAGAAGGAUGGCCAGGCUGUGUGCGUGCCCAACUAUGAGGCCACAUGCUGGCUGUGGGGUGACCCACACUACCACUCCUUCGAUGGCUGGGAAUUCGACUUCCAGGGCACGUGCGACUACGUGCUGUCAGCAGCCGGCUACCAGGGGGGCAGAACCCAAAGCCUGACCCCCUUCACCGUUACCACCAAAAAUGAGAACCGGGGCAACCCUGCUGUAUCCUAUGUGAGGCUCGUCACCGUGUCUGCCCUCGGCUUCAACAUCUCCAUCCACAAAGGGGAGGUUGGCAAAGUCCGGGUGAACGGUGUGCUGACAGUGCUGCCCGUCUCUGUGGCCGGGGGGCGGCUUUCGGUGACCCACGGCCCAUCAAAAGCGCUGCUGGUGGCUGACUUCGGGCUUCGGGUCACCUACGACUGGGACUGGCGAGUAGAGGUGACACUGCCUAGUAGCUAUCACGGCCAGGUGUCUGGGCUCUGCGGGAACAUGGACCGGAACAUCAGCAACGACCGAGUCUUCCCCAAUGGCACACUGGCUCCCUCGAUACCCAGCUGGGGCGGCAGCUGGCGAGUUCCAGGCUGGGACCCGCUGUGCUGGGAUGAAUGCCAGGGCAACUGUCCAACAUGCCCUGAGGACCGCCUGGAGGAGUACAAGGGCCCGGGCUUCUGUGGGCCCCUGGCCCCUGACUCGGGAGGCCCCUUCGCUGCCUGCCAUGCCCAUGUGGCCCCCGACAGCUUUUUCAAGGGCUGCGUUCUGGAUGUCUGCCUAGGCGGUGGGGCCCACGACAUCCUUUGCCAGGCUCUGGCCGCCUAUGCCGCCGCCUGCCAGGCUGCCGGGAUUGCCAUUAAGAACUGGAGGGAGGAGGCUGGUUGUGAGAUCUCCUGCCCGGAGAACAGCCACUACGAGCUCUGUGGCCCAGCCUGCCCAGCCAGCUGCCCAGCCCCUACACCUCCCACGACCCCAAAGCCAUGUGACAGCCCCUGUGCCGAGGGCUGCCAGUGUGAUUCAGGCUUUGUGUGGAGUGCCGACCGCUGUGUGCCCCUGGAUGGUGGCUGUGGCUGCUGGGUCAACGGCACCUACCACGAAGCUGGCAGUGAGUUCUGGGCUGAUGCCACCUGCUCCCAGAGGUGCCACUGCGGGCCUGGGGGCAGCUCGCCGAUCUGCAAGCCUGCCAAGUGCGGGCUAGGUGAGCAAUGUGCCCUGUUGCCCUCGGGCCAGCUCGGCUGCCAGCCUGUCAGCACAGCUGAGUGUCAGGCCUGGGGUGACCCCCAUUACGUCACCCUGGAUGGGCACCGAUUCGACUUCCAAGGCAACUGUGAGUACCUGCUGAGCACGCCCUGCAAGGCACUACCCACGGGGGCUGAGAACUUCACCGUCACUGUAGUCAACGAGCACCGGGGCAGCCAGGCGGUCAGCUACACUCGCAGCGUCACCCUACACAUCUACAGCCACAGCCUGACCCUCAGUGCCCAGUGGCCGCGACAGCUGCAGGUGGACGGCAAGCUCGUGGCGCUGCCCUACCAGCUGGACUCACGCCUGCGCGCCUACCUGAGCGGCGCCGACGUGGUGGUGACCACGGCCGCGGGGCUGUCUCUGGCUUUCGACGGGGACAGCUUCGUGCGCCUGCACGUGCCGGCGGCGUACGCGGGCGCCCUCUGUGGCCUGUGCGGGAACUACAACCAGGACCCCGCCGACGACCUCGAGGCGGUGGGCGGGAACCCGGCCGGCUGGCAGGUGGGCGGCGAGGCUGGCUGCGGGGAGUGCGUGCCCGGGCCGUGCCCGCCGCAGUGCACGCCCGAGCAGCAGGAGCCCUUCGGCGGCCCAGACGCCUGCGGCAUCAUCUCCGCGCCCGACGGCCCGCUGGCGCCCUGCCACGCCCUGGUGCCGCCCCAGCAGUACUUCCAGGCCUGCCUGCUGGACGCCUGCCAGGCCCAGGGCCAUCCGGGAGGCCUCUGCCCUGCCGUGGAGACCUACGUGGCAGUCUGCCAGGCCGCGGGGGCCCAGCUCGGAGAGUGGAGGCGGCCGGACUUCUGUCCCAUCCAGUGCCCUGCCAACAGCCACUACAAGCUCUGCGGUGACUCCUGCCCUAUAAGCUGCCCCAGCCUCUCUGCGCCUGAGGGCUGCGUGCAGACCUGCCGGGAGGGCUGCGUCUGUGACGCCGGCUUCGUGCUCAGCGGCGACACCUGUGUGCCUGUGGGCCAGUGUGGAUGCCUCCACGAGGGCCACUACUACCCACUGGGCGAGUCCUUCUACCCGGGCCCUGAGUGCGAGCGGCGCUGCAAGUGUGGGCAGGGCGGCCAAGUCACUUGCCAGGAGGGCUCGGCCUGCAGGCCCUACGAGGAGUGCCGAGUAGAGGACGGUGUCCAGGCAUGCCACCCUACGGGCUGUGGCCGCUGUGUGAUCAAUGGUGGCAUCCACUACAUUACCCUGGAUGGGCGUGUCUAUGACCUGCAUGGCUCCUGCUCCUACGUCUUAGCCCGAGUCUGCCACCCUGACCCCAAGGACGAGGACUUUGCCAUUGUGCUUGAGAAGGAUGCAGCUGGAGAUCUCCAACAGCUGGUGGUUACUGUGGCUGGCCAGGUUGUGACAUUGGCUCAGGGGCCAAAGGUCACUGUGGAUGGCGAGGCUGUGGCCCUGCCUGUGGCCGUGGGUCACGUGCGGGUGACUGCCGAGGGCCGGAACGUGAUUCUCCAGACCACCAAAGCACUGCGGCUUCUCUUUGAUGGCAAUGCCCACAUCUUCAUCUCCAUCCCCAGCCCCUUCCGUGGCCGGCUCUGUGGCCUCUGUGGGAACUUCAACGGCAACUGGAGCGACGACUUUGUGCUGCCCAAUGGCGCCGAGGCCUCCAGCGUGGAUGCCUUCGGAGCCGCGUGGCGGGCGCCCAGCUCCUCCCAGGGCUGCACUGAGGGCUGUGGGGCCAGUGGCUGCCCCGUGUGCUCGGCCCAGGAGACGGCGCCCUAUGAGAGCAACCAGGCCUGCGGGCAGAUCCGGGACCCCAACGGCCCUUUCGCAGGCUGCCACGCCGUGCUGAACCCCUCCGAGUACUUCCGCCAGUGCGUGUACGACCUGUGCCACCACAAAGGCAGCACCGCCUUCCUGUGCCAGAGCCUAGCGGCCUACACGGCAGCCUGCCAGGCAGUCAGUGGCACCGUGAAGCCUUGGAGGACGGAGAGCUUCUGCCCACUCCAGUGCCCGGCCCACAGCCACUACUCCACCUGCAUGCGCUCCUGCCAGGGCUCCUGCGCAGCUCUCUCCGGCCUCACCGGCUGCACCAACCGCUGCUUUGAGGGCUGUGAGUGUGAUGACCGCUUCCUGCUCUCGCAGGGCACCUGCAUCCCCGUGCAAGACUGUGGCUGCACCCAUGACGGCCACUACCUGCCGGUGAACUCCUCACUGCUGAGCUCAGACUGCCACCAGCGCUGUUCCUGUUCCUCAAGCACUGGCCUGACGUGCCAGGCAGCCAGCUGCGGGCCAAACAGCGUAUGUGAGGUCCAGGCGGGGGCCCGGAACUGCUGGACCCCCCAGGGUCUCUGUUCCCUCUCUGUAGAUGCCAACCUCAUCAUCUUCAAUGGGUCCCGCAGAGCUUUCCACUCCCAGGGCAUCUAUGAGCUGUCUUCCCUCUGCCCGGGACUACCAGACACCACCAUCCCCUGGUACCGAGUGGUUGCAGUCCUCCAUGCCUGCAAAGACAAAGUUGAACCUGUGGACGAGGUUCACAUCUUCUUCAAGGAUGGGCUGGUGACUCUGAGCCUAGAGAAGGGCGUGUGGGUGAAUGGUCUCCCUGUGACUCUCCCAGCUGAGUUAUCGGCAUCUGUGUCCAUACGUAAGAAUCCCGAUGGCUCCGUGAGUGUUAUUCAGAAGGCAGGGGUCCAGGUGUGGCUUGGCACCAACGGGCAGCUGGCUGUGAUGGUCAAUGAUGACCAUGCUGGAAAGCUGUGUGGGGUCUGCGGAAACUUUGACAAGGCCCAGACCAAUGAUGGGCAUGACUCCAGAAGAUGACAACAGGAGAGCUGAAGAGUGCAGGACUUCUCCCCAUGUCACAGCUGAUCAAUCAUCUCCUGGGAAUGAGGACUUCGGGACCUGACCCUCCUGGAGAUUCCAAUAAUUGGAGGGUGCACAGUGUCCCUGUGUGCCCCUACACUGUUCUACCCCUUUGAUGAGCCACUGAGGCCAAUUGCUAGAGCAUUGAAUAAAUAUCUCAGGCUAAGCUGCA
Molecule: messenger RNA, 9248 nt
Organism: Canis lupus familiaris (dog)
Lineage: Eukaryota; Metazoa; Chordata; Mammalia; Carnivora; Canidae
Gene: FCGBP
Product: Fc fragment of IgG binding protein
Exons: 20
Coding region: 98-9034 (2978 amino acids)
Cellular component (GO): extracellular matrix
Molecular function (GO): protein binding
Source: RefSeq, a predicted model, not a curated record